This is a messenger RNA of Manihot esculenta (cassava), 1619 nucleotides long. Its product is annotated as protein terminal ear1 homolog. NCBI's taxonomy places the organism in Eukaryota, Viridiplantae, Streptophyta, Magnoliopsida, Malpighiales, Euphorbiaceae. Gene Ontology annotation, molecular function: nucleic acid binding. The coding region runs from base 170 to 1138 and encodes 322 amino acids. The transcript is spliced from 4 exons. The record is from RefSeq and is a predicted model, not a curated record.
CCUGUAGAACUAGGAAACCCUCUCCAGGCUGUUCUCGUCUUCCUUCUCCUCUCUUACAAUACAAUAGCUGUUCUAAUCAACUUCUGACAAUCUCUCUAUAUAUACAUUCUCCGCCGCAGCACGUUUCAACGCUGAAAAACAGAUAGACAUCUAAUUUUCAUCGGCAACCAUGGUAGCUCAAAGCGGCUUGAACCCAGAAGCUCCCGAGUACGUCCCAAAUUACUGCAACCCACAAAUUGCACAGGUUGUGUACUGUGUAAAUAAUCUCCCCAGGAGUUCUCCAAUCUUUUCUACCAAUCCAUUAUACUACGCUUCAGUAGUACCGUCUAAUUAUGUUUGCUACGCUGGUUCUUCUCAUCCCACGAACCAGCAGCCUAUGGUGAUAGGGCCGCCUGCAGGCCCUUCUUCGGUUGCACAGACUGAGCGGACUCGUGAACCCCAGUUGGAGCCUGGACCUGAAGCGGUUACCGAAGUGAUUAGUCCAAGAGAUGCAAAAGGGGAGUGCUCCAGGAAUCGCAGGGGUCGUUGUUUUAUUAAUGGUCGGGAAAAUCAAAGGAAGACGUGUAGGGCUAGGGGUGAUAGCGGGAGAAAUUAUAAUUUUAGAAGACAUGCACGGGCUCCUGCGGCGGCUUCAAGACAGAACCGUCCUGUGUUACCCAUCCGGCCUGAAGAACACACCACCGUCAUGAUUAGGAAUAUUCCUAAUAGAUACACCCGCGAGUUGUUGAUGGAAUUUCUUGAUAAACACUGCAUGGUAGAGAAUCAGAAGGCGAUGCUUCGAAAGUCUGAUUGCGAAGAGACAUUCGUGUCAGCCUUCGAUUUCUUGUAUCUUCCUAUGGACUUUGGAAACCACGCCAACAAAGGCUACGCAUUCGUUAAUUUUACCGACUCAAGAGCCGCAUGGAAGUUUCAUGCCGCAGUUCACAAUCAGCGUUGGGAGCUUUUUCAAUCAACCAAAAUCUGUGAGAUAGCCAGUGCAAGACUCCAGGGAAAAGAGGGGCUGGUGAAGCACUUUCGGAACUCAACUUUCGAGUGUGGAACUGAUGAUUAUUUGCCAGUAUGUUUCAGCCCACCCAGAGAUGGUUCAAGGGUUAUAGUGAAGCAAACGAUCAUAGGGAAACGUGUUGGUAAGUGUUAACAAAAUCAAGCUCAGUGUUAGAUUUGGUGGCCGGAGAUGGAGAUGUGAUCAGAUCUUGUCCAUGUCAGUGUCUGUGUCAGUUUAGUGUUAGUGUUGCGGGUGUCAGCUUCAGUCUGCAAAGGCCUUAGUCUAUAGGCUUCUUGGGUUGUUGAAGCUUUGUGAACUGCUAGUUGGGUUUCUGUUUUCUUUCUGUUGUAGCUAGUUUGGGCAUGCAAUAGUUUUCGGUAGCUAACUUACUACGGAAUGGCAUUAGGGUUCGUUGGACAAGGAGCCAAUCAUGCAAUAUAUGUAAUAGGGCAAAUGCUGUUGUGAAGAGAUGGGGUGGGCCCUGCCACCUGUUCCUGGCCAGACCAUGGAAGGGCAGGUGGUGGGACCCACCCUCCUUAUCCUGUGGAUGAACAGUAGUUGAUUAACUGUAAUCUUAUGUACUGGGUUUUUAUAUCAUCUCCCUCCCUUUGUCUCUUCAUCAAUUAUACAAUAC